Molecule: messenger RNA, 774 nt
Organism: Abrus precatorius (Indian licorice)
Lineage: Eukaryota; Viridiplantae; Streptophyta; Magnoliopsida; Fabales; Fabaceae
Product: bidirectional sugar transporter SWEET1-like
Exons: 6
Coding region: 1-774 (257 amino acids)
Biological process (GO): carbohydrate transport
Cellular component (GO): membrane
Molecular function (GO): sugar transmembrane transporter activity
Source: RefSeq, a predicted model, not a curated record
AUGGAUAUUGCGCAUUUCUUGUUCGGGAUAUUUGGGAAUGCCUCUGGACUGUUCCUCUUUUUGGCCCCAACAAUAACUUUCAAGAGGGUCAUUGCGAACAAAUCCACCCAGAAGUUCUCAGGCGUUCCUUACCCUAUGACACUGCUCAACUGUCUCCUUUCUGCUUGGUACGGUUUGCCGUUUGUGUCUCCACACAAUAUACUUGUGACAAUAAUUAAUGGCACAGGAGCAGUGAUAGAAAUCAUAUACGUUUUCAUCUUCAUCUUGUUCGCACCCAAGAAAGAGAAGGCUAAAAUUCUUGGCCUUUUUACCUUCGUAGUAGCAGUGUUCUCUGCCGUUGUUUUUGUGUCCCUUUUUGCUCUGCAUGGAAAUUCCAGAAAGCUCUUCUGCGGCUUCGCUGCCGCGAUAUUUUCCAUCAUCAUGUAUGGUUCACCCCUCUCAAUUAUGAGACUGGUGAUCAGAACCAAGAGCGUGGAGUUCAUGCCUUUCUUCCUCUCGCUGUUUGUGUUUCUCUGUGGAACUUCCUGGUUUAUUUUUGGUCUGCUAGGCCAUGACCCAUUUGUGGCUGUACCAAAUGGUGUGGGCUCUGCAUUUGGGGCAAUGCAAUUGAUAUUGUAUUUUAUAUACCGUGACAACAAAGGUGAUAAAAAGAAGCCAACAACAACACAAGAGGAAAACAUGGAGAUGGGCACCGCGAAACCCCCAUCAUCAAGUGAAGCAAUGCAAUCCAAUGCAAAUGCAAAUGCAAAUGGAACGCAAGAGGGACACGUCUAG